AUGACAAGCAUUGGAAAAACGAACUAUGAUUUGAUGAUAAUUCCAUUCCGCAGAGCUGCAGAAUUUCUAGAUUUAGAAUCAACCCGAAAUUUGCUGCUUUUAAACAAAUUUAUCUCAAAAUCGCUCUACUCAAAUGACUUUGCAAGCAUAAUUGUCCCGAAAAUUUUAAAAAACUUCUAUGAAGAGCAAGAAAAUAUUCUUGAUUCUUACUCGCAAAAAUUUUCACCUGUGUUCAGCUAUAAAGAUAUUUUGAAUAAUAUAAGGAAAUCGACAAAUCUUAUUGUGAAUCCUUUUGGGUUGGAUGGAUUGAAUAAGUGAAUUAUUGAAGAGAGUGAAGAUAAUUGGCAGACUAUACGAGAUGCAGACUUAUCAUCUUGGCCCAGGAAUAAAGGAGUAUGCUUUGCUAUAUCUGGCUCAGGAUCUUUGAAGCAAACUAUUAAAUUUAAGCAAAAUUUGAAAGAGCCAAUCCUGUGAUUUGGGGCUAUUAUUAUUCCCAACCAAUAUACAAACGGAACUUUAAAAUGUUCUUUUAUUAAUGAUGACGGAACAAUGCAUCAGGAAACAACAGAACACUCAAAAUUAUUCGAGUCCUCAAAUCCAAUCGAAAAAUUUGAUUGUAUAGCCAAAAUUCCUAACUCCCCCCCCUCGAAGUUCGACCAAGAUAUAGGGAAAAUUCCUAUUUUUUUUUUUGGAAAAUUAACCCCCCUCAAAGUUCGACCAAGACCUAUAUAAAUUUACUAGGAAAAAUAAGCAAUUUUUCAAAAAUUUAAAUCUAUGUGGGGGUGAGCUUGCGAUUUUUGUAUUCAAGUUCUAAAAAAGCGUUACAAAACCAUCUUGCACUAUUUUUUCUAACCCUUACACUCUCAACCAUACAGAAGAAUAUGAUAAAUAUUUUUGUUUUUUAACUACUAAAUUAUAUAAAACAAAUUUUUCUUAACCCCCCUCGAAGUUUGACCAAAAAAAUCUUGGUCGAACUUCGAGGGGGGGAGUAAGCACACAGUAGGUGCUGAGAUUGCUGUUUCACUCUCGAAUAAUUCCUAUGGGAUCCGAAUUGGUUAUAUUUUUGCCAGGAUUUUUGAAACAAGUAUAAAUGCUUAA
This is a messenger RNA of Blepharisma stoltei, 1098 nucleotides long. Lineage: Eukaryota; Ciliophora; Heterotrichea; Heterotrichida; Blepharismidae. The record is from the annotation of a GenBank genome assembly.